This is a messenger RNA of Aptenodytes forsteri (emperor penguin), 921 nucleotides long. Its product is annotated as probable G-protein coupled receptor 141. Gene Ontology annotation, molecular function: oxysterol binding; G protein-coupled receptor activity. Gene Ontology annotation, cellular component: membrane. The record is from RefSeq and is a predicted model, not a curated record. The transcript has a single exon. Gene Ontology annotation, biological process: G protein-coupled receptor signaling pathway. Bases 1 to 921 code for a protein of 306 amino acids. Lineage: Eukaryota; Metazoa; Chordata; Aves; Sphenisciformes; Spheniscidae.
AUGUACAAGGAAGACUUCAGGAACAGCAGUGACUCCUCUGCCUUCACUCACACCAACACCAUGAGUGCAAUACUGAUUACUGCCUACUCAGUUGCCUUUGCUGGAGGUGGGAUUGGGUCCAUCACAAUGUCGUUUGUGCUGGUCAAGAUGAACACUCUGUCCGUGACCACUACAGCCAUCAUUAAUCUGGUCGUUGUGCACAGCCUCCUCCUCUUCACAGUGCCCUUCCGCCUGCACUACUAUGUCAACAAGAAGUGGGUAUUCAAGAUGCCAUUUUGCAAAAUGGUGAGUGCAAUGGUGCACAUCCACAUGUACCUGACCUUCCUAUUCUACGUGAUCACGCUGGUGAUCCGGUGGCUCAUCUUCUUUCAAUGGAAGGACAAAGUGGAGUUUUACAGGAAGCUGCACGCCAUUGCAGCAAGCGCUGCCGUGUGGGUCUUCGUCAUGGUCUUUGUGGUGCCAGUCUUGUUCUUUGAGUAUGGACGCUCAGGCUCAUACAAUGAUACAACAUGCUUUAAGUUCCACAAAGAACUACAGCAGGAGAGUGUGAAAGCCCUGAACUACGCCAUAAUUGUAGUUGUCGCCUGCAUUACUUGUGUCCUUUUGGGCCUGCAGAUUUUCAUCCUGGUAAAAGUGGCAAGAAAACUUUCCACCUCCCUCUGGUCACACCAAGAGUUCUGGGCCCAGGUGAAAAACUUGAUUUUCAUCUGCGUCAUCAUAAUUUGCUUCCUUCCCUAUCACCUCUUUAGGGCCUACUACAUACAGCAUGUGAGUGAUUUGCACCAGUUAGAAAGCUACAAUGAAGUUUUUUUGAGUCUGACUGCCCUCAGCUGUCUGGACCUGCUGUCGUUCAUGCUGAGCGGAAGCCGCCUCUUCAAGCAAAACGUGGGCAUGCUCCGCAGCAGGUUGUCUUGCUGCUAG